CGUCCAGCCCUGCGUGGUACGGCUGAGGCCGAGGCUAUUUCAGGAGGAGCCGGAGGAGCCCAGCUGCCAUUCAGAAGCUCGGCGCUGAAGACCACAGGCAUGGAGUUUGUGGAGGUGUUCGACUCUCCGGGGAAGGGCAGGGGUCUUCGGGCCGUCAAAGAGCUCUGGGCCGGAGACGUUCUGUUCGCUGAACCUCCUUUCUCUUCAGUUGUGUUCGACAGCCACGCCGCCGGCGUCUGUCACAGCUGUUUCCGGCGGCAGGAGAAGCUCCAGCGCUGCGGUCAGUGCCGCUUCGCUCAGUACUGUGAUAAAACCUGUCAGAGAGCGGCCUGGGAAGAGCACAAGAUGGAGUGUGCUGCCGUCAAGAGCUACGGUAAAGCACCCAACGAAAACGUGCGCCUGGCCGCUCGGAUCUUGUGGCGUGUGGAUAAGGAGGGGAGCGUGGUGUCCGACACGCAGCUGACCGCUCUGGAGGAGCUGGAGGACCACAUCUACGACAUCUCCGAAGACGACCUGAAGGACUUCAAAGUGGACAUACACAACUUCCUGGACUACUGGCCGCGCUCCAGUAAACCUCACACGGUGGACGACGUCUCACACGUCCUCGGAGUGAUCAACUGUAACGGCUUCAUGGUGAGCGAUCAGCGAGGGCUGGCGGCCGUCGGAGUCGGUCUGUUCCCGAACCUGUGUAUGGUGAAUCACGACUGCUGGCCUAACUGCACCGUCAUCCUCAACAACGGCAAUCAGUCUGCUGUUGAUUCUAUGUAUCACUCUCAGAAGAGGAUCGAGCUGAGGGCGCUGGGAAAGAUCAGCCCCGGGGAAGAAGUGACCGUGGCGUAUGUGGACUUCCUGAACCUGUCUGAAGACCGCCGGCGCUUGCUGAAGCAGCAGUAUUUCUUCGACUGCACCUGCGAGCAUUGCACCAACAAAACCAAAGACGACCUGAAGAUGGCCGGAGCAGAGCCGGAGGGAGAGAAGGUUCCAGAAGAAAAGGUGAAAGAAGUGACAGAGUACAGCCGGACCAUGCUGGAGAAGAUGGAUAAGGCCCGGAUAGAUGCAAACUACAACGAGGUGGUGAAGAUCUGCCGCGAGUGUGUGGAGAAGCAGGAGAACGUUCUGGCCGACACACACAUCUAUCAGCUGCGCAUGUGGAGCACGCUCAGUGAGGUGCUGUCCUACCUGCAGUUCUUCGAGGAGGCCUCGACAUUCGCUCGCAAGAUGGUGGAGGGAUACAUGAAGCUGUACCAUCCUAAUAACGCUCAGCUGGGAAUGGCCCUGAUGAGGGCCGGCGUCACACACUGGCAGGCUGGCUUCAUCGAGGUCGCUCACGGCAUGAUCUGCAAGGCCUACGCCAUCCUGAUGAUCACCCACGGCCCGAUACACCCCAUCACCAAAGACCUGGAGGCCAUGCGCAUGCAGACGGAGAUGGAGCUGCGCAUGUUCAAGCAGAACGAGUACGUUUAUCACUCCAUGCGUGAGGCGGCGCUGAAGAACCAGCCCAUGAGGAUGAUGGCAGAACCGGCCUCCGAGAGCAUCAAGAACCUGUUCCGCAAAAAGUGAACACGCUCGGCAAUACUCACGAUAAAGGUGCUUCGUUAAGAUCGCAAAAUAUUUUCUUACUUUUCUAGCAUAAAUAUAGAAACAUUUAGAAAUGAGUCGAGAUGCAUUUACUUUAAAAAAAGCAAAAACAUCUGUACAAAAAAUCUUCUUAAUUCAAAGGCUAAAAAAUAUAUUUGUAACAUUUUUUUUAUUAAUCGCAUCCAAGCUAAAAGUUCAUGUUUGCAUAAUAUUUGUGUGUUUACUGUGUGUUUUUAUAAUGCAUAUAUAAAUACAAUCACAUGCAUGCAUAUAUUUAAGAGAAAUGUUUAUGAUAUGAUAUAUAAAAUAUACGAGUAUUUUCUAAAUAUAUGCAGUAUAUAUCCAUAAUAAACAUACACAGUACACAUGCAUGUCUGAAGUAAACUACAACUUAUUCUGGACGUGAUUAUUUUCAUCAUUCAAGGACGUUCAGAUAGUUAUACUAGAAAACAAGACACUGAGUCAGAGAAAGAUUUUUUGCAGUGUUUAACUGAAUUAAGGAUCUUUUAAGCAGUUUUAUUUUGAGAGCGUGUAGAGUAUCACGCCUCGAUCCGUCACAGAUACAGAUUUUCUAGGUUGGUUUCUCCACACGGUGAUUUUUUUAGACUUGUGAGUGUCAGGUUUUUUUGUAAUUAAACUUCUUCAGCUUUAAA
Puntigrus tetrazona (Sumatra barb) is the source of this 2231-nucleotide messenger RNA. It is a transcript of the gene smyd1b, whose product is annotated as SET and MYND domain containing 1b. NCBI's taxonomy places the organism in Eukaryota, Metazoa, Chordata, Actinopteri, Cypriniformes, Cyprinidae. The transcript has 10 exons. The record is from RefSeq and is a predicted model, not a curated record. Gene Ontology annotation, cellular component: nucleus. Bases 100 to 1560 code for a protein of 486 amino acids. Gene Ontology annotation, molecular function: histone H3K4 methyltransferase activity; protein binding.